This is a messenger RNA of Neospora caninum, 4503 nucleotides long. RefSeq lists its product as hypothetical. NCBI's taxonomy places the organism in Eukaryota, Apicomplexa, Conoidasida, Eucoccidiorida, Sarcocystidae. The record is from RefSeq and is a predicted model, not a curated record. The coding region runs from base 1 to 4503 and encodes 1500 amino acids. The transcript is spliced from 2 exons.
AUGACCUCCUCGCCGUCUUCUUCGCUGCCUCCAGAGCUGCCUGGGCUGUUUUGGGAUCCUGAGCGACGCCGCUACUUUCCGCUCGCCUCGCGUCUCCCUCCGGCCACGUCAGCGGCGAAUCCUGAGGCCUCCAAUCCGUUCCGUGCGCUUCGGCGGAAGUACGAGAAGGAAGCGGGAAAGGCGCCUCGAGAGGAUCCCCAGUUGCCGUCGAACUCACGCCGAUCCGCCGCCGCUGGAGCUCGCCGUGGAAGCCCUCCCGAUUUCAGGCUGUCCCCGGGAAAGAGAGUCAGCGCGUCGUCUCCGGCUUCCUCGGAGUCGUCUUGUGCCUUUGCCUGUUCGAGGCUGUGUUCGCCCUCUGGUAGGAUCGACGCGAAGAAGAGAGGGAGAUGGCGGAGAGCGAGCGACGCAGGUGACGCGAAACACGGGAAGGUGCGGAGGGCCAAAGGCGCCGCAAGCGCGUUUCCCGUGACGACAGCCGGGGGAGACUUUGAGGACGAGGAGACAGGGGGAGUGUGGGGACGGCGAGAGGGGACAGCCGGAGCGAGAGCCCGCGACAGCAGAGGGCGAGCGCAACGAGGCUUUCAGAGAGAAAGAGAGGAAGACAGGGAGAAACGGACCUUAGGACACGAAGCCCAGCGAGGCGGGAGGGUGGGAAAGCAGAGCGCGACAGGGGAAGACAGAGAGAGACUUAGAGUCUGCAGUCACCCUUCACUUCAUCAGAAACCUCGACAAUCCAUUCGACCGCCGCAGUCGAAACGGGCUUCUCCUAGACCGUCACCAGAACCCACAAGUAUUUCCAUCUCGACAUCCUCAGAUACCUGUUCGUCUUCUUCUCCCUCUCGGUCUUCUUCUCGUGAGCAGUCCCCCGCGUCGCGACUUGUCCCUCGUCGCACGUGUUUUGGGGGACAAGAGUCCCGCGGUUCUCUUGGCGGGCAGGGGGCCUCAGUUUUGAAUUCAUCUCGUUUUUUCGGUCUGUCUGAGAGUCCUUAUUUGAGUCGCCCUCUUCGUCUUUCUUCUCGUUUCCGAGCUCAGUGCUCGUCGCCGCGUUCUUCCCAAAAGGAUUUCCUCUCGUCUUCGUCUGCACCAGCAAGUGAUGCGCCGGCGGGUCCCCGCAAAUCGUCGCCAGCUGCGCGUCCUUCUCGCGCGGCUCGCCUCUCCACUACCUCCGAAUCAGCGUCCGCGGAGGGCGCCUGCCGGCUGCUUCCGUCUUCAUCCUUUUCUCUCUCUGCGCCUCCUUCGGCUCCCUUCGUUUUUUCUCCGAAUUUUCUCUCAGACAGAACCGUGAACGCUGACGGCGGUCGCGCGCCCGCCCCCUUCUCAGGGAUGAGGGAGACAAGAAACUGCUUCCUUCUUUUCCGCUUCCUCAGACGAGAAGGAGUUCUCCCUUGUAGACACCCGACUGGGAAGCGGGCCCCUGCCGCGCGCGAAAGGAAGCGAGAGCAGAGCGAAGGGAAGGCACGCAGCGAGAAAAGCGGUUUGAACCGAGAGGAAAGACGGAAUGGAGGCGGCGACGGCGAAGGGACGCGAGGGAGGGAACGGGCAUUCUGGAAAGACGACUUUUUUCCGAGAGACCGAACUGAAGGCCUCAAUGACCCGAGAGAGACAAGCUCCAGAACCCGCGAGCGACUCUGGCUAGGUCGUCUGAAGCACGUUUUACUCGUGAGUCCUCAAAGACACUCUCGCUCUCAGACCUUUCUUGUCUCACCUCCGUCUUCUUUUCUCAGGCUUUCCGAGUCCUCUCGGUCCGAUGUCUUGGUUUGUUUUCGAAGCGGCGCUUCUCUGAGGGACGGUCUCCGCUUUCUCUCGACCUUCGACCUGACCGCGUGGAGAGAAGCGGCGCGGUCUUUCCGGCGCAUGCAGCUUCUUCGGCUUCUCGCUUCCUCGCCUGAGAGUGCGGUGUCUGCGUCGCUCCGCAGAAAACGAACGGCGGAGGAAGCAUCCGCGAGAGCGCCAGAGGGCGAAGAAGACCGACGAGACUCAGGACGUGCGGGCUUGUCUCUGCGACUGUCCGGCGACAGGAGGAACGCCGAGGAAACCGGGAAAGCCGCGCGUGAGCAUUUCCAGCGUCUGCUCAGCUCCCAGGAAACAGCCUGGAGACAAAUCGUCUCACGCUGUCCUCCAGACGUAGAGAGAGAGGGGGAUCUGGGAGCGAUCUCUUCUGUCGAGCUCUUCGCGUCGCUCUGUGUUGUUUCGCACUUUGGAACUGCGACACGCAAGGGAAAGGUUACCCUCUUCCAACUCCCUGGUCAGGGACUCGACCGACCGUCCACCACACAACCAGACCGUUCUUCCUUUUCGUUUUUCUCUUCUUCCCCUUCUUCCCCUUCUUCUUCUUCUUCUUCCUCUGCUUCCUCAUCUUCUGCCUCCUCCCCUUCCCCUUCCUCCCGUUCCACCUCUUCUUCUCCUUCCGCUUUCUCUUCCUUUUCUUCUUCCGGUUCCUCUUCCGCCGUUUUCUCUUCCUUCUCUUCUCCUUGGACUUUCUCUUCUCCGUCUGUUGCUUCUGCUCCUUCUGUUCCGAUUUUCCCGGGUGAGUCAGGUUUCAUUGUGCAAGCGCUCGACGCUUCCGAAGAUGUGUUGUGCACCGCAGCGCGUCUCAGCCCGAGUCGCUCCUUGGAAAUUCUUGUGGGCGGGUCUUCGCCGGCGGUCCAGCUUUUCCGCCUCGAAGAGGGCAGCAGCCGCCUGCGUUUGCUCUGGCGCUGGCGGCCAAAAUUCCUCUUUUCCUCUUCGGAAUCCGCACGGACUGGUCGCGACAAAUUCUCUCACACGUCGACAAGUGCAUGCUUCUCGCUGGCGUGGACUCACGCCUCCUGUCUCCCGUCUUUCUCGGUUGCACGCACUUCCUACUCGCUGGAUUCGGCCGGGGGUCCGGCGCCUCCCGUGCCUCUGUCUCCUGACUCGGCUGCCAGCAACACGGCGCUGGUAGGUCUGAGGAAUGGAGGCGUCUACCUGAUUGACGUUCGCGCACCCGAGACGCAGUCCUCUCUCUGUCUGUUGUCUCCUUGCACUCCCAAGAGGGUAGCCUUCUGUUCGGCGCGUUUGGGGGAAGCGGAGAGCGAAACCCAGGGCGCGGGUUCAGGCAGCUCCGCAGGGAAGCGACUCUCCCCCACCAUCGAAGGAGAAACGGGGGGCUGCGUAACAUGCAUCCGCCCGUUCCGCUGUCAAGGCUCGUGGGGUGCCGGCACUGCGGCAGUUGUCGCUAGAGGAAAAGACGAUUUGCUGCUUCUCGAUGCGAGAAACGCGCACUCGCCAGGCAGGGGCGAAGACGCAGGCACAGACAACACCCUCAGCGCCACGCCAGUGGAUACAGACGGUCGCCCGCGAAAGUCAGGCCUCGUCACUCGCUAUCUGCCGUGCGAGAGUUUUGAGCCGCCUCGCGAAGCCCCGCUGUCUCCUUCUCUCGCAGGCUGUACAACCACUGCCUCGUCUCCUGAUCGGCCGCGAACGUUCGUCUUUGACCGUCGGGAGCGAAUCCUUUUCUCUUCGUCGCCUUCUCGCGGCCUUCUCUUGUUUCACUGGGCACAGGCUUCGUCGAGCCUCGCAGCGCGCGCAGUCAAUGUGUAUGGAGGUUUGCUGCGCCGGCUGUUUGGCUUCUCCCUCGAUUCGACGGUGGGCGAGGAAGAGAAAAGCGACCGUAACGAGGAAUUCGGGGACGCGUCCUGUCGCGCGGGAGGGAAAGACGAGCGCGAUCGACUGGAACGGCUCGAACGUGAGAUUCCAUUUGAACUCUAUGGAACCUGUGCAACAGCGCCACGCCUAGAGCAGUCGUCCUCUUCCUGGCUCGAGGACCAGCGAGGAAGUGAAAAUACCUGCAAUCCCUGGCUGGCCUGUCACGACGAAGCACGAGCUCACAACAGACCUGAUUCCUCUCGCUGCACUUCCCCCAUCCAGCGGUCGUCUUUCUCCGCUUCACUUCCAAUCCCUUCGUCUGCGCAUCUCUUUUCUUCCUGUCCUUCCUUCUCUGGCACCCGUUCAGGAGGCCGCCCAUAUGCGGAAAGCGAGGUGCCGGGGACGGAUCGAGGGCGUUGCCUCAGCAGCGACGAGAGGGCUGCAGGACCAAAGGAUACAAUUGAGGGCGAUCGUCGGUUGGCUUCGCGUUUGCAGAUGAAGCUUGCUGAUCUUGCACUACUUCCAGAGGGCUUUUUUGUGACUCAUUGCACGAGUGAGGGCCCGCAAAGGACACGGGAAGGCACUGCGUAUUCUGACAUCGUAGUUCGCUGGCCUGGCCCCGCAGGUUCUUCCUUUUCUUCGUCUCUUUGUUCUUCUCCGUUUUCUUCACCUGCGUUUGAUCCGCAUGCUUCCAGUCCACCCGGCGGUGGAGAUCCUUGGGGAGUUGGUGCCCUUACCGAGGGUCUACUUCUUCAUGGGGAGAGCGAGGGAAGCCAUCUGGGGGAUGUCGGAGAAAGCUGCAGGCGGCCCGCGCGAGCGGGCGGGGAUGUAUUCGUCGCGCUGAGUAGUUGGGGCUUUCACCUGCUUAGCAGCAUCGACAGACAUCUACAAUCAUGA